Chelonus insularis is the source of this 2157-nucleotide messenger RNA. It is a transcript of the gene eIF2Bepsilon, whose product is annotated as eukaryotic translation initiation factor 2B subunit epsilon. Bases 158 to 2125 code for a protein of 655 amino acids. The record is from RefSeq and is a predicted model, not a curated record. The transcript is spliced from 2 exons. Lineage: Eukaryota; Metazoa; Arthropoda; Insecta; Hymenoptera; Braconidae. Gene Ontology annotation, molecular function: guanyl-nucleotide exchange factor activity; translation initiation factor activity; translation initiation factor binding. Gene Ontology annotation, cellular component: eukaryotic translation initiation factor 2B complex.
ACAGAUGUAUAACGAGUCUGUCGGAGUAGAGUACGUUUGUUGCAUCAGACAGUUUAAGUGUUUCUAACCUUACUUUUGGAACGCAAGCCAAAGUGCAGUUAUUUUUAAGUGAUGAAAUAGUUUUUUAAAACAUAUUCAAUAAAAGUUUCUCUUAAAAAUGUCUAAAAUUCGAGCAAAUAUGAAAGACUCAAAAUUAGAGAAGCAAGAUUUGCUGCAAGCAGUCAUUAUAACAAAUGACUUUAAUACAAAUUUACAUCCAACGCAAUAUGUUUAUCCAAGCAUCUUAACUCCAGUGGCUAAUAUACCUCUUUUUGAUUAUAUUUUACAAGCAUUAAUUUAUUCUGGUGUCCAAGAAAUAUUUUUACACUGUAGUAGUCAUAUUCCAAUGAUUACGGAUUAUAUUUCAACAAUGAAAAAUGAAAAAAUACCAAUAGGACUUAUUUUUUCGGAUGGAUGUAGAUCUCUUGGAGACGCAUUACGAGAUAUUGAUGCAAAAGGUUGUAUACGAGGAGAUUUUAUUUUAGUACGUGGAGAUGCAUUUAUUAAUGCAAAUUUAGUUAAUCUUAUGAAUAAACAUAAAUUGAAAAGAGAAAAGGAUAAAGGUUCCAUUAUGACUCUUGCUUUAAGAAACGUUGGAUCAGCGAAAAAUUCGAUUUUGAGUGAUGAAAAAUGCCUUUUUGUGGCCGAUAAAAUAACUGAUAAAAUCUUAUACUAUAGUAAAUCUGUUAGAGAAGAAAAAAAAAUUAAAUUUGACAUCGAAUGGUUUCUUAAUCAUGAGCAGACUAGUAUCAAUAACAGUUUCAUUGAUUCACACGUCUACAUGUGUUCUUCUUCUUUACUGCCACUUUUUACAGAUAAUUUUGAUUAUCAGACAAUAGAGGAUUUUAUUAAAGGUGUUUUAAUGAAUGAAGAAUUCCUGAAUUCUCGAAUCUACUGGCAAUCUUUAAAUAAUGACGAGUACGCAUUACCAAUAACUUCUUGGUCAGCUUAUCAUACUUUGAAUCGAGACAUACUAGAACGUCAAACUUAUCCUCUUACUCCUGACAUACUUUGUCCACUUAAUGGCUUUACUUUUACUUCUCGAAGUGUUUAUAAGCAUCAAAAAGCCACUCUAGCUAAGGGAUGUAUUUUACAAAAAGAUGCAAUACUUGGAAGCAACACUGUACUUGGAAAAAAUACCAUAGUCGAUCGCUCUGUAAUUGGUAGUGAUUGUACUAUUGGUGAUGAUGUUGUAUUAGAAAAUUCAUAUAUUUUGGAUAACGUAGUUAUUAACAAUAACUGUGUAAUUAAAAAUAGUGUACUCUAUCCUAAUAGUGUGAUCAAUUCUUCUGUUAAAAUGGAAAAUAGUAUUAUCAUGUCAGAUGUGAAGGUUCCAGCUGAAUCCACUUAUUCAUCAAAUAUCGUUGAGCUACAACAAAAACAACUUGUAGUAAAAAAUAUAGUUAAUGAUGCACCAUACUUAUCUGAUAAAAUUUUAUAUUCGAAGAUAAAUGUUAAUAAUGAUCAAGAUUAUGACAGUAGUGUUGAAAGUACAAGUUUCUAUUCAGAUAGUGAAGGGAAUUCGAGAAACGAAUCUCCAAUACCUGAUGACACUCAUAUGUUUUUGAGUGAAGUUAUUGACAGUCUUUUACGUGGUUUUCAAGAUAAAUUAAACUGUGAAAAUCUUAUUUUAGAAAUUAAUUCUUCACGAUAUGCAUAUAAUGUUGGAAUUCGUGAAGUUACAUAUAAUGUUGUUAAAUCAAUCUUAUUAUUACCAUUACAAUAUUUAAAUGAUAGUAAAUUAACGAUUGAUGAUGCUGCUUAUCAAAAAGUUCUUGUAAAAAUGAUCAAUUAUUUUAAUCCCAUUUUAUUGAAUUAUAUUAAAUCAAAUGAUGCCCAAGAAGAAUGUUUAAAAGCAAUUGAAGAUGUCUCGGAUUCUUCUCAACAACUUCUCAAUUUUUCUAAACAUUUAUUACAUCUCUUUUAUCAAAAAGACUUUCUUAGUGAAGAAAAUAUACUCAAGUGGUACAAUCGGAAACCUGAAGAUGAUGAUGAAAUUUAUAAUACGAGACUUCGUGAAUGUUUAAAACCAUUUAUAACGUGGUUAAAUGAAGCUGAAGAAGGCUCUUCAUCCGACGAUGAUUAAUAAAGUUCGGAGUUAUUUAAAAAUUUAAUUUG